This is a messenger RNA of Eurypyga helias (sunbittern), 499 nucleotides long. RefSeq names its product nei endonuclease VIII-like 1 (E. coli) (gene NEIL1). Gene Ontology annotation, molecular function: nucleic acid binding; DNA-(apurinic or apyrimidinic site) endonuclease activity; DNA N-glycosylase activity. Lineage: Eukaryota; Metazoa; Chordata; Aves; Eurypygiformes; Eurypygidae. Gene Ontology annotation, cellular component: nucleus. The transcript has 6 exons. The record is from RefSeq and is a predicted model, not a curated record. Gene Ontology annotation, biological process: base-excision repair. The annotation marks the transcript as partial.
GGAGAACGUGCUGCGGAACCUGGGCGACAAGGCUUUCGACAGGCCCAUCUGUGAGGCCCUCCUAAACCAGAAGUUUUUCAACGGAAUUGGGAAUUACCUCCGCGCUGAGAUCCUCUACAGGUUGAAGAUCCCCCCCUUCGAAAAAGCCCGGACCGUGCUGGAGGCCCUGAAGGAUCAGGAGCAGAAUCCUUCCCUGACACUGAGCAGGAAGCUGAAGCUGAUGCGGGAGAACCCAGACCUCCUGGAGCUGUGCCACACCGUGCCGAUGGAGGUCCUCGCGGCGGACAAAAACCUCUUUGACCCGGAUCACUCGGAUAACUACGCCGCUUUCAAGAACUGGCUGCAGUGUUACCUGGUGCCCGGCAUGAGCUCCCUGCGCGACCGCAAUGGCAGGACCAUAUGGUUCCAGGGAGAGCCUGGCCCCAUGGCUCCCAAAGGGCAGACAUCCCGCAAGAAACGAGCUCAGGUGAAGGCAGAUCCCGAGGCUCCGACCCCCGAG